AAUUGGCCGUCACAUGAGUCAGUCGUUAGUCCGAUUCGGAAGUGUGCAGAACUUUGGUAUGGAAACGAAUAUAAUUGGCCUGUUGCUCUUGGCACUGAGUUGGACGCAAUGUGUGCAUUCGCAGCUACCAAACUUUCCCGAACUGCCGGCGAAUGUGAGUUGCGUGACAGAAAUGCAUCGAGACCCAAUUGAUCUAGCAGCUAUGUCGGGCUAUUGGUACGAGAUUGUUCGCGCUCCGAAUAUGGAUAUUAUGAAGUGUUUGAAUGUCUCUGUGCCGCCGACUGCAGAUACGGAAUUGAACCUUCAAUUGGAGUAUAUCGAGACGAUUAAUCCCAAAAAGCCAUGGAUCGUUAAGGAGACUCUGUCAUUUCCCUGGGAUGACAAAACUUCGAAUGGUGUUUUUCAAGUCAAAUAUGAGUCCCCAUUAAUGAACUUAUCGCUCUCCUAUAAAAUACAGUUCUCUGAUCCUAAACACCUGGUCGUACUCUGCGGUUAUGCGGCCUCUGCGUCAUUGCCAAUCGUCAAAGUAUUCGCACGCCAGCCCGAGAUCCCUAAAUACCAGAUGGUUUUAAUUAAUAAUCUGGUGCACGCUAGUGGCUAUGCCGAUGAUAUUAUUUGGACGGAGCAAUCGCCAGAUCGCUGCAAUGCUGCAGUUCGCCCAGAAAUGGCAAUCCUAACCGUAUUCGCCUUGGCUAUCAUUAGAACUCUAGGUAACUAGGGUGUGUUUAUCGUUAUAGUGCCAGAAAAUGCUUCUAAGUA
Messenger RNA from Drosophila navojoa, 759 nucleotides. RefSeq lists its product as uncharacterized. Lineage: Eukaryota; Metazoa; Arthropoda; Insecta; Diptera; Drosophilidae. The record is from RefSeq and is a predicted model, not a curated record.